Molecule: messenger RNA, 1437 nt
Organism: Sparassis crispa
Lineage: Eukaryota; Fungi; Basidiomycota; Agaricomycetes; Polyporales; Sparassidaceae
Exons: 7
Coding region: 1-1437 (478 amino acids)
Molecular function (GO): DNA binding
Source: RefSeq, a predicted model, not a curated record
AUGGUCGCCAAGGCCAUCAUGUUUCUCCAGCAUGAGAGUAUGCGUCCAAAGAGAAAAUGCGGCAGUGCAGUCAUGCAAGACGGGACCACCAUCGGGAAGUCAGGAAUAGCGCAGGUGAUCUCGGCGCUCGAGAACUACCGCAGGAACCAUGAGCACCUCUACAAGGACAACCCGGAUGCCAGGGUCAGUCUCCGCACUGACCAGCACAUCCGCGCCAUCGAAGACACCGUGAAACACAGCGAGCUGCUGCGAAUCGAAAAAGCGCAGGCACUGAAGGCCGCGGGGACAUCAUCAGACACGUACAAUGAUGGACAGCUUACGAGCACGGCCACGAGCUUCCUCAACAUCUCAUCUGGCAUCCGGAAGCUCACCACGCAGAUUAGAGAUCGCGCCAUGCAGCUUACAUCAUCAAGUGCAGCUUUUCGGGGGGACAACAUCCGCAGUCUCCUGUGGUCUGACCUGUCAGUCCGCCAGGUCCCGAUGUACGACAUUCAGCUCGGCCACAGGGCUCUCGUGUUCAUGGCCAACAAUGGCAAGACCAACCAGAAUGGCCGGACCGAUGAGUUUGGUGCCUUCCGUCACCGUCUGGUCGAGCUCUGCAGCAUCGGGUCCAUCGCACUUCAGUUUUUCAGCCACUUUCACAUCCAAAAUAACCCGCUCCCCUCCUUCGGCGCAGAUGUCACCGAUCGGAAUUUUGGCGAGUACGGGCGUCGCAAUUGGUAUCAGUAUCAUGUAUUCUACGCUUUGCGACUCGACAUGCCCAUGUCAUACGAAACCCACUGCAGCUGCAUCAAUGCACUCCACAUCCAGCAUGAGAUAUUGAUCAUGAAGGUGACACAUGCCAGCCGGUCAUUUGCCGCACAGAACACGCGCAGCCAUGGGGUCUCUGCCAGCGACACGAAGGCUCUGGGUGGGUGGAGUGAGAGCGGGUCAUCUUGGUCCUGCUACGACCGCGAACUGCCGAUCGAUGCACUUGUCGGCUCGGCGAUGCUCAACGCACGGCAACUGGGCACCUAUUUCAUUCCUCGGGGCAUACUCGACCCACCAUUGUCGCUAAAGGACAUUGCCCUCGAGCAAUUCUUGAAGGUCCUCUCGUGGUUCCGCCACAUUCUGCUGCAGGACAUGGCUGUUCUUUACUCACGAAACCCCAAUGCGCUCAUGUUCCAGUAUACACCAUUCAACACUGCAGUGUUCCGCACCUUUGCAGCUGAGGCAGAGCCCCGCAUUCUUGAUGCCGAAGAACAAAGUUGGCUCGCGUUUCAGCAUCUGCCCGAACGAUUUGUCACCAGUAUCAAAGGCGUCGUGAUGGGGCUUGAGCUCGCGCAGCAGCAGGACCGUGAUCUCAAUAACAUGAGAUGGAGCACACUGUCGCAGGAUGUCAUGCACCUGAAGAGCCUGCUUGAAGAGGCUGUCUUGGCUCCCAUGAGCCGCAGUUGA